UUUGCCUUUUCCUCUUCUUUAUCGAAACCCUCUGUCUUCACAUCUUCAGAAAAAUGCGCGAGUGCCUCUCAAUCCACGUUGGUCAGGCUGGUGUGCAGAUUGGCAAUGCCUGCUGGGAGCUUUACUGCCUGGAACAUGGGAUCCAGCCGGACGGCAGGAAGCCUGGUGACCAGAACAUCUCAGGAGGAGUGAACGAUUCCUACAACACCUUCUUCAGUGAGACUGGAGCUGGAAAGCACGUCCCCAGAGCAGUGUUUGUUGACCUGGAGCCCACUGUCAUCGAUGAGAUGCGCACGGGGACUUACCGCCAGCUGUUCCACCCUGAGCAGCUGAUCACUGGCAAGGAGGAUGCUGCCAACAACUACGCCCGAGGACACUACACCAUCGGCAAGGAGGUCAUCAACCUGGUGAUGGACAGAAUCCGAAAGCUGUCCGACCAGUGCACCGGUCUUCAGGGUUUCCUGGUGUUCCACAGCUUCGGAAAGGGCACCGGCUCUGGUUUCACCUCCCUGCUGAUGGAGCGUCUGUCCGUCGACUACGGCAAGAAGUCCAAACUGGAGUUCUCCGUCUACCCAGCUCCCCAGGUGUCCACCGCUGUGGUGGAGCCCUACAACGCCAUCCUGACCACCCACACCACCCUGCAACACCCUAUUUUUAGCAUCACAUAAGUUAGCCAUAAAGUCAAAAUCCACACUUAUUGUUUCCCACCAAAGGAUAUUUGUUAACAUGGGGUAAAUUAGCCCAGUUACAAGUGUUAAAAGGUACCUAUUGAAGUCUAUCCUUUAGGCAAGGCAAGGCAAGGCAAGUUUAUUUAUAUAGCACCUUUCAACAC
Molecule: messenger RNA, 832 nt
Organism: Trematomus bernacchii (emerald rockcod)
Lineage: Eukaryota; Metazoa; Chordata; Actinopteri; Perciformes; Nototheniidae
Product: tubulin alpha-1C chain-like
Exons: 4
Coding region: 54-668 (204 amino acids)
Biological process (GO): microtubule cytoskeleton organization; mitotic cell cycle
Cellular component (GO): cytoplasm; microtubule
Molecular function (GO): structural constituent of cytoskeleton; GTP binding
Source: RefSeq, a predicted model, not a curated record